CGCUACGGACCAGCCGGCGAGGCCCGGCUGCACUCUGGAGACUGGGGCAGUGUCGACCAUUGCUGCUCCUAGUCAUCCUAACUGCCCGUCUGGUCGUUUCGACCAGACGACGGUGCACUUUCCACCUGGCAGAUUGGGAGACAGCACGUGGGUGUGUGGUGCGUAUUUUUGUUAUCUGGCGGCGCGUCCUACAAUCGGGGGCGAUGGCUUCAUUGGCUCAACUACAACAGGAUGCGGAUGACUGGCUGUUGACCAUUCAGGAGGGCUGUGUGCGCUUGCGAAGGAUUGUGGAGGCUCUGUCUGCGAAGGGAAGGGAUUGGCAUGCAGAGGGGCCGGCUCCUCAGCUGGACGACCUCAUUGAUUGGCCACAAGCGAAGACCCUUAUGCAGCGUUGCUAUGCCAUCUUCACGGAUGGGCGGGAUCUGUGCGAUGCGAUCGAGGCGCAGGCAGCUACGAUGGCAUCAGCUGCAACAACAACACCAGCAGGCGUAUCAUCAACCAUACAUACAUCAGCAGCGGCAGCGACUACGACAACAACAACAACAACAACGACAACAAAGACAACGACAACAACGACAACAACGACAACAACCAACAACGACAACAACGACAACAACGACAACAACAACAACGACGACGACGACGACACACGCAACACCAACUAUACGAUCUACAUCGGCAACGGUGUCGGCAGUGGCAGCAGCGGCGAUGACGACAACAACAACACCAACAACAACGACGAUACACGCGACAACAACGACAACAACAACAACAUUAACGCCAACAACUCCACUGACUGUGAUAUCCUUAAUAUCACCAUUGAUGAUGACGGCGAUAUCAACUACAAUGGCAAUUAUAACUCCAAUGAUGGUGACGGAGCUGACAACAACUAUCGACAUUACUAUACCGCCUCUACUGAUGAUGGUGGUGUUACUCACAAUGGCAUGGGCUGUGGGUUCGCCUCCUUGAUUUCUCCCCCCAUUUCUAGAGGGUUUUCUUUUGCAUUUCUGGUUAUUUGUCAUCCUUCGGAUAGGGGUGGGUUAGCUAUUGAGCAAUGGUUUAAGGGGAUUGCCGGCCCUUCAUCUGUAAUUACCGGGUGCUUUGAUAGGCUAGAUAGGUUUGUGGUUACGAAGGCUGGUGGUUAAGGUGGGCAAAAGACCAUGGGCUUCCCGCCCCCUACACUAAGAAUGAAUUGACAAGUGGCGU
Chara braunii is the source of this 1206-nucleotide messenger RNA. NCBI's taxonomy places the organism in Eukaryota, Viridiplantae, Streptophyta, Charophyceae, Charales, Characeae. The record is from the annotation of a GenBank genome assembly.